Mangifera indica (mango) is the source of this 1499-nucleotide messenger RNA. RefSeq lists its product as uncharacterized. The transcript has 11 exons. Lineage: Eukaryota; Viridiplantae; Streptophyta; Magnoliopsida; Sapindales; Anacardiaceae. The coding region runs from base 187 to 1383 and encodes 398 amino acids. The record is from RefSeq and is a predicted model, not a curated record.
GGGUCAGCAACUGUUUCAAUUCCAUUAACAAAAAAGAACGUCUCACAUGUCGACAAAAUCAUCAAAUAAUUCACAUUUCCAAAACUUCUUUCUCUCUCACUCACGCCGAUUCUGUAUGCUAGGGUGAAGAGGGUUACAGAGAGUAGAUAAAAAGUAGGUUUUGUUUGGAGCUUCUUCAGUAAAAGCAUGUUUUCUUCUUCUUCUGCUUCUUGGAAGUUUCAGCUGGUUGUUUUGUUGUUAAGUUGUGGAUGGUUUAGAGGUGGGAAUGGUGAUAUAUCAAAAGUGGAAGAUGCCCAGAAUUUCCAUGUAUAUUAUGGACAAACCUUCAAAGUUAUCAAGAAUUCUGUCGAUGGCCGGAGCUACCUUCUCAUCCAGAACAACUCAAGAAUGGCAGAAAGAACAAAGUAUUGCACCACCAGAAUCAAAUCCUUUGUCGUUCCAUUGUCAAACUAUUCAGUCGAUACUGAUUUCUUUCCAGUUUCCUUUUUCGAGCUACUAGGAUUGUUAGAGAGCAUGAAGGGCAUUACAUCGAGCUCAUUGGCUUCAGAAUGUGUAAUGAAAUUGUACCAAGGAGGACAGAUAGACAUAAUCAACAAAACUGAGCCACAGCAACUUUCACAAUAUGCAGCCUUUUUCACUAGCCUGAGCGAGCAGGCACAAGCCUGCAAUUUCGUGAAUUUUGGUUCUCUUAGGGAGGAUUAUCCUCUUCAGCGAGCAGAGUGGAUAAAGUUUCUGGGAGUUUUUGCAAACGUUGAAAGGAGAGCUAACCAAGUAUACAGUGCAGUGAAAACAAAUUACUUGUGCCUGAAUAAAUUAGCAGCAAGCAAGACACAAUCAUUCAAACCAAUUGUUGCUUGGAUGGAGCUAAAUAAUGGUAUAUGGUCUUUUACUCAGGAAACUUUCAAGUUGAAGUUUGUGGAAGAUGCAGGUGGAGAAAAUGUGGAUAACUCUAUCAACAUGAAGACUUUUAACAUCUCCAAUCCUGAUGAUUUGGAUGAAUUGCAUGCCAUUCUUUGUACAGUGGAUGUUGUAAUCGACGGAACGUAUACUUCCGAUCCGGUGAAUUACAAUCUAUCUACAUUUCUCAAAAAUAUUGAUGGCCAAGAUAAUUUCUGCUUUGCUUUCAUUACAAAUCAAAGCUUAUGGAGAUAUGAUAAAAGAAUUCAAAAUAACUCAAUCACCCUUGAUUGGUAUAAUGGGGCUGUGGCCCAACCUCAACUGGUAUUAGCAGAUCUCAUUGAAGCUGUAUUUCCUACUGGAAAUUACACCACCACAUUCUUUAGAAACAUUGCAAAGGGAGAAGGUGUUGUAAAUAUUGAUGCUAGCAUGUGUGAUAGGGAAAUUUCCAUUGCAAUGGAGCCAACAAUUAUUCCUUGCCAAUAGCAACAUACAUUAAUUAUUAUCAUCUUAAUAUUUUCCUAUGGAUUUUCCAGAACUUUACAUGAAUGAUUCCUGGUAAAAGAUAUCGAUGCCAGAAAAUGUUUGAAUCUUUUGUUUUC